Rubroshorea leprosula is the source of this 2105-nucleotide messenger RNA. NCBI's taxonomy places the organism in Eukaryota, Viridiplantae, Streptophyta, Magnoliopsida, Malvales, Dipterocarpaceae. The record is from the annotation of a GenBank genome assembly.
AUUCACAGAUCAUAUUCAUAUGGCAUCAUACAUUUUCUGAUUUGCCCGCCAAAGGAAGACUCCUAUAUCCCAUCACGCGAAUCGAAAUAUUCUUGAUCUUGAUUCUUGGAGGAAGAGAGAAAAAGGAAAAAGGGAAAAUCGAAAUACUAACUAAAACCGGAAAAAAAAAAAAGAAAAAAGCAAGGCGGAAAUGGUGGUUCCGGGGAACGACGUCCUGUAUGGGGACUGGAGCGAGAGGAGGACGUGCUUCGUGCUUGGCGGACGAGGUUUCUUGGGGAGAUCGCUCGUCAACAGGCUGCUACGCCUCGGCGAGUGGAUCGUCAGAGUCGCCGAUUCCCAGUCAUUGCAGCUCGAUCCUUCUUCCGACUCCGAUUCCCUCCUCUCUUCCGCUCUGUCCUCCGGUCAAGCCUCCUUUUGCCAAGUCGACGUCCGCGAUGUAUCUCAAAUAUGCAAAGCUAUUAAAGGUGCAUUUGUCGUAUUCUAUAUGGAUCCCUCUGAUUUAGACACCAAUGAUUUCUGUAACUGCUACAUGAUCAUAGUUCAAGGUGCAAAAAAUGUCAUCAAUGCUUGCCGAGAAUGUAAAGUUAGACGACUUGUAUAUAACAGUUCUGCAGAUGUUGUCUUUGAUGGUUCACAGGAUAUACAUAAUGGUGAUGAAUCUUUAACAUGCCCUUGGAAAUUUCAGGAUAAGAUGAUUGACCUUAAAGCUCAAGCAGAAGCACUGAUUGUGUUUGCCAACAACAUUGAUGGUCUUUUAACAUGUGCACUUCGUCCUAGUAAUGUCUUUGGUCCUGGCGAUGCACAGCUUGUACCUCUGUUGGUAAAUUUUGCAAAAUGUGGUUUGGCAAAGUUCAUUAUAGGAAGUGGUGAAAAUAUGUCUGACUUCACCUUUUCUGAGAAUGUUGCCCAUGCUCAUAUCUGUGCAGCAGAAGCUCUAGAUUCCCGGGUAGUCUCUGUGGCUGGAAAGGUCUUUUUCAUCACAAAUCUUGAACCUAUGCUGUUCUGGGAAUUUGUGUCUCUCAUACUUGAAGGCUUGGGAUUUCAAAGACCAUUCAUAAAAGUUCCUACCAGGAUAUUUUGGUACAUUCUUUUGGUUGUAAAAUGGAUGAAGGAAAAGUUGCACUUAAAAAACCAUGGUGAUUCUACAUCAGCUCAUUACUUAGUUCAACUAGCCUCUCGCACCAGAACUUUUGACUGUACUGCAGCUAAAAGGCAUAUUGGAUACUCACAAGUUGUUUCCUUAGAAGAAGGUAUUACAUCAACAGUAGAAUCAUUCACACAUUUAGCCAAAGAUUUUGAGAGAUACAGCUACUAUGAAGGACAAUCAAAAGCAGAGAAGCUGCUUGGAGAAGGGAAAGUUUCUGACAUUUUGCUCUGGAGAGAUGAAAGGAAAACGUUUACAUGCUUUCUUGCUCUGGCUCUGGUGUUUUACUGGUUCUUUCUCUGUGGAAGAACUUUUAUCUCAUCCAUGGCCAGUCUUCUGCUAUGGGUUGCAAUAGUGCUUUGUGGAUAUGGCAUUAUACCGUUGGAGAUAUUGGAUUUAAUCUGGAGGAUACGUUUACCUAGUGUUGAAAUCUCAGAAACAGUCAUGAGAGAUUCAAUUAGAUCCAUAGCUUAUGAAUGGAAUAGAGGGGCUCGUACUAUAAGGUCAUUGGCCAAGGGAGAGAACUGGAAUACUGUUUUCAAGUUCUGGUGUUUGCUUUCACUGCAUUCUUCAUUUAUGAGCAAUAUGAAUUCGAAAUCGAUGGACUGGCAAAAUUUCUCUUCAACAGUAUUAUGGAAUCAAAAGCAUUGUUGGCAAGGAAUCUACCAGCUUCCGUGGCUUCAUAUCUUCAUAACUUCGCAACUCCGCACCAGCCAAAGACUCUCACCGUGCCCAUGGUAAAGACUCAGAAAGAGAAGUGAUAAGCGCAUUUUUCUCUCUUCAUGUCCGAUUGAGUGGCUUGCUUAGGCUUUUUGUAUCAAACCAUAGACGUUUUUUCCCCAGCUGAACAAAGAGAUGGGGUACAGUUAAUAGAAAUAGUCCAGCAGAACAGGUUUAGUCCUGCACAAAGGUAUGAUGCUGCAACAGGAAAACCAUUCCCUCGAUGUGAUUAAUGGUUUCG